This is a messenger RNA of Talaromyces stipitatus ATCC 10500, 2874 nucleotides long. RefSeq names its product SacI domain protein. The record is from RefSeq and is a predicted model, not a curated record. Gene Ontology annotation, biological process: phosphatidylinositol dephosphorylation. NCBI's taxonomy places the organism in Eukaryota, Fungi, Ascomycota, Eurotiomycetes, Eurotiales, Trichocomaceae. Bases 1 to 2874 code for a protein of 957 amino acids. Gene Ontology annotation, molecular function: phosphatidylinositol-4-phosphate phosphatase activity. The transcript is spliced from 3 exons. Gene Ontology annotation, cellular component: endoplasmic reticulum.
AUGCCUAGUCUCGUGAGAAAGUUCGUUAUUUUCGCUACAGUCGACGGGCUCAUUUUACAGCAGAAUGAUCGCGGACAGCGGAAUUCGAUUAAUUCAAACCUGUCAGUCCAGAUCGAUUACAAGACGAGGUCGAUUACGUCGCUUUCGCAAGCUUCUUCUGAAGAAUCCAACGGGAAGCUGACGUCGCCGUAUUUGGAAGCGUAUGGGCUCGUGGGAUUGCUUAAUAUUGCUUCGUCGUCGUUUCUGAUACCAAUUACACAGCGCAAGGAAGUCGCGCAAAUAUCGGGAAAGCCGAUCUAUGCGGUUACAAAUGUCGCUAUUAUCCCCCUAUCGUCCCAAGAUGAUGCAAACCGCGCUAUCAUCCAGGCGCAAAAGAUCUCAAAGCAAGGUGGAGAAGAGUCUGACCAGGCUUCCACCAGCGAGCUAUCUGGUAGCGAGACUGAUAGCGGCGAUGAGGGCGUAAUAGCCACGCCAGCAGUGAGCGCUGAUACUCAGGAGGAGCUUUCAAAAAGUGGGGUUGCACAAGACGUUAUUGGGAAUAAAGGCCGUAAUAGUCGUUUUGCGCUCGAUUGGUUUUCUAGGAAGCGAUGGGGAGCACCGGGGACAUCUCGCGGGUCCCAGUCCGAUCCUACUCCGUUUGAUACCGAGAAAGCGAAUGUUCAAUGUCCAUCAAAACGAGAACCUCUUUCGCCGGAAUCCGAUGAGGUUUCAACCGAAGCUGAGGCAGCACCAGUUGUCGAAAAGGCUGCGGAGGAAGUUGAAUCCGAGUCUCGACUUACGUCCAGCAAGGCCCUAGAGCUUAUGCCUAAAUUGCUAAGAUAUACGAAACUGAUAUUUGCAUCUAACAAUUUCUUCUUCUCUUAUGACUAUGAUUUGACUCGACGAUACUCUGGUCAGGAUCCUCGAGCUGCUCAUUUGCCGCUACAUGUACUUGCUGAUCGGCUACCAUUUAUCGAUAGCGGUGACACGGCGCGAUCAUUUGUGUUGCCACUAAUACAAGGUUUCGUGGGCCAGCGUGAAUUCACGGUUGCGUCUGUAAAGAAUCAUGCGGAGUCACUUGAAGAUGUUGAAGAUCCCGAGGAAGGUUUACCCCCGCCAGCUACGGUAGUCAAAGAGGAGACCAGAAGUGAGACGUUGGCAGAAGAUUCACGGGAGCAGAAUUUUCUCCUGACGUUGAUAUCUCGAAGGUCUAUCCAACGUCCCGGAUUGAGAUAUCUCCGACGCGGCGUGGAUGACGAGGGCAAUACAGCCAAUACUGUAGAGACCGAGCAAAUCCUAUCCACUCCAGGUUGGGAUCCAUCAAGAAAAGUAUACUCCCUCAUACAAGUCCGCGGAUCUAUACCGCUGUAUUUCACUCAAUCGCCUUACUCGCUCAAACCGAUACCUGUGCUCCAUCAUACCUACGAGACAAAUCGGCUUGCCUUUGCUCGUCACUUCCGAGACCUAGCCAGGAGAUACGGCAAAGUACAGAUAGUGUCUCUUGUCGAUAGGCAUGGAGUGGAACUGAACAUUGGCGAAGCGUAUGAGGCCUACACACGAGACUUCAAUGAGAACCAAACGUCCGGUGAUCUAAAAUUAGGCUUUGAAUGGUUCGAUUUCCAUCAUGAGUGCCGCGGAAUGAAGUUCGAAAAUGUAAAGUACCUUGUGGAUAAACUUGUUGAUACUUCAAUGGACUUUGGGGAGACGAUAAUACUCGGAAAUAGAGUAUUGAAGGACCAGACGGGCGUUAUACGCACUAACUGCAUGGACUGUUUAGAUCGUACUGGAGUCGCUCAGUGCGCUUUUGGCCAGAGAUCAUUGGAACAAGCAUUGAAGAGUGAGGGAUAUACGAUCGAUCUGUUGGGCGACGCAUCAACACAAUGGUUUAAUACUCUUUGGGCUGAUAAUGGAGAUGCGAUAUCGAAACAAUACUCUUCAACUGCAGCUUUGAAGGGUGAUUAUACACGGACCAGAAAGAGGAAUUAUCGGGGAGCACUGAACGAUUUCGGCUUGACACUAUCGCGGUACUUCAACAAUAUCGUCAAUGAUUAUUUCUCCCAGGCAUGUAUUGAUUAUUUGCUUGGUAAUGUGUCCAUUCAGGUAUUCAGCGAAUUCCAAGAUAACCUGAAAACCAUUGAUCCUGGAAUUUCGAUCACGAAAUUGCGACAAAACGCCAUUGAGACAUGUAGCAAGCUUGUCGUGGACAAUCAUGUGGAGGAGCUGGUCGGUGGCUGGGCUAUGCUUAGUCCUCGACAGCCCAACACAUUGCGAACUUUUCCUUUUGAAGAGACCGUUCUAUUGCUCACAGAUGCCGCGCUUUAUAACUGUCGAUUUGAUUGGAAUACCGAUAAGGUCCUUUCGUUUGAGCGGAUUACUCUGAGCGACAUUCGACAUAUUCACUAUGGGACCUACAUAACCUCCGUUUUAACAGAUGCUCAGACCGACGAGGAACACAAUGUCGGUAUGGUAAUCAUCUACCAAGCCAGCGACUCCAGUGCUUUUAGAGUGAACACGCGGUCACUUCAGAGCAGUUUCAGCCAAGAUCUCCAAGACACGUCCGAAAGAAAGGAGGAAUGGAACUUGUAUUCCUGGCUGAGCGGCACAAAACGGACGUCCCUGCGAUUGAUGGCUUUCAAAGCGCUUGCUACGUCCACUUCGGCGACAGUCAACAACACGUCCUCGGAUGCUGCCAUUAGCGAAAAGGUUGCUAUUCAAUCUAUAUGUGAAGAGAUCGAGCGAGCCAUCAAGGUAGCACAAAGAGCAGAAGAUGGAGACGAGAGUAACAGCCAGUCCAUCAUCGAGGAGAAAGACAUUAUUUCGCUGGCCGAGGCUAAGAAGAGGACGGGAUAUCUGGAGCAGCUUGUUUAUGAUGUUAAGAAGCUGGUCUGGGCAUAA